GCAUACCGUGAAUGUAUGGCACAAAGUAGGCAGGACUUGUAUAUUAAAAUGAAAGUAAGUAUCUUCUGUCUUUGAGAUGGUGUAGAAAGAAAGUUAUUCAGACAGAGAAAUUUGAGGUAAGGGAGGGGGCAGAGGCUCGGUGGGAAGGGCAGGUAUGGAGCCAGUGCUACGCUGCAGGGCGGAGUUUAGCUUCUCCCAAUUGUUUCACAACAAAUAAGGAAAGGUCGGAGGAGACACAGUUUUAAUAGGCACAAAUGAAAAUAGCUAUUCUGUCUGUCACCCCCUGUACUCUCUUUAAAGACAACUGCGUGGUAGCCUGAUCUUCUCAAAGCUGCAGAAAUGUCACGUCAGUUCACGAAGAUCUCUCUCCAUGAGGUGGAUGAGAGUGUGCGACUCUUGGCCGAGAAGGUGUAUGCUUCAGCUCUGAAGGAAGAAGACUCUAAAAACACCUUGUCCAUGUUCACCGUCCCUGAGGACUGUCCCAUUGGCUUGCAUCAGGCUAAGGAGUGGGAGCUACGUAAAGAGAUAGCGGAGCAGAGGUCAGAGGAAUCUGUAAAGAGAAAACAGAGUUUCAAGCUGAUGCGAUCCCAGUCAAUAUCCUUGCAAUCAGUUGCUCCUGACUGGGUAGUGUCUGUGAUUUCACCCCUGCUGACCCCAUCCUCACCUAUAGGCCCUCCGCCAAUAAAUAUCCCAGAGUUCCAGAGGGUCACCAUCAGUGGAGACUACUGUGCAGGGAUAACAGUCGAGGACUAUGAGCAAGCAGCAAAAACCCUGCUGAAAGCACUCUUCAUCAGAGAAAAAUAUUCACGGCUGGCAUAUCACCGCUUUCCCAGGAUCACAGCCAGGUUUUUAAGGAGUGCCGAUAAUGAGAAAUGGAGCGAGGAGGAAGAAGUGCUGCCAGAAAGCUGCCCUGUUCCAAGUGAGGGUGAGGAUCCCUACAGUAUGGAAGACCUUCCACAGAAUCUGAACUACUCCCUAAAGAUGAAAGACGGAAUCAUAUACGUCUAUAAUAAUGAAGAUGCCUUAAAACAGGAUCAGCCACGGUGCUUGCCAUAUCCUGAUUUGGAAACCUUUGCUAUUGACAUGAGCCACGUCCUUGUCAUGAUCACAGACGGACCAACGAAGACCUAUUGUCACAGAAGGCUUAACUUCCUGAUGUCUAAGUUCCAGCUUCAUGAAAUGCUGAAUGAGAUGGCAGAGUUAAAGGAACUGAAAUGCGUUCCUCACAGAGACUUCUACAAUGUCAGAAAGGUUGAUACGCACAUUCACGCAGCUGCCUGCAUGAACCAGAAGCAUCUACUGAAGUUCAUUCAGGACACAUAUAAGACAGAGGCAGACCGAGUGGUGCUGGAGAAGAAUGGAAAGAAGUUCACCCUCAAGCAGGUGUUUGACAAUCUAAAAAUGGACCCAUAUGACCUCACAGUAGAUUCAUUGGAUGUACACGCGGGCAGACAAACCUUUCAUCGCUUUGAUAAAUUCAAUUCCAAAUACAACCCAGUAGGUGCUAGUGAGCUCAGAGAGAUCUACAUCAAAAGUGAUAACUACAUCAAUGGAGAAUAUUUCGCACGUCUCAUCAAGGAGGUUGCUCAUGAACUGGAGGAGAGUAAAUAUCAGCACGCAGAACCCCGUCUCUCAAUUUAUGGCCGAGCCCCUGAAGAAUGGGAAAGCCUGUCCAAAUGGUUUAUCAAUCAAAAGUUGCACUCCCCUAACAUGAGAUGGAUCAUACAGGUGCCCAGGAUCUAUGACAUUUUCAGAUCAAAGAAGAUUAUUCCCAACUUCGCCAAGAUGCUAGAAAACAUCUUCCUCCCACUGUUUCAGGCCACUGUUAACCCUCAGCAACACAAAGAAACGCAUGUCUUCCUGAAAUAUGUGACAGGGUUUGACAGUGUAGAUGAUGAGUCCAAACACAGUGAUCACAUGUUCAGCUAUAAGAGUCCAAAACCUGAGGAGUGGACCAUGGAGGAAAACCCACCAUACACUUACUACCUCUUCCACAUGUAUGCCAACAUCAUGGUCCUCAACAACCUACGAAAAGAACGUGGUCUUAAUACCUUCCAGUUCCGUCCUCACUGUGGCGAGGCUGGAUCCAUCACCCAUCUGGUAUCAGCCUUCCUCACAGCUGACAACAUCUCUCAUGGACUCAAUCUGAAGAAGAGUCCUGUCCUGCAGUACCUGUAUUAUUUGGCCCAGGUGCCCAUUGCAAUGUCUCCACUCAGCAAUAACAGCCUGUUCCUGGAGUAUUCCAAGAAUCCGCUCAGAGAGUUCCUGCAAAAGGGCCUCUGUGUGUCUCUCUCCACAGAUGAUCCAUUACAGUUCCACUAUACCAAGGAGGCCUUGAUGGAGGAGUAUGCCAUAGCGGCACAACUGUGGAAACUGAGCACAUGUGAUGUGUGUGAGAUCGCCAGAAAUAGUGUGCUUCAGAGUGGUCUGUCUCAUCAGGAGAAGAAACACUUCCUGGGUGAGAAUUAUCUACAGGAUGGACCAGAGGGAAAUGACAUCCGUAGAACAAAUGUGGCACAGAUCCGAAUGGCCUUUCGGCAUGAGACCUUGUGCAAUGAGCUCAGCUUCCUAGUGGAUGCCAAGUCAGAAGCUUUGGCUGAACAAGCCUCAUAAACAUCGCAGGGUAAUAAAUAGGCUAGAGUCCAUACGAGUGGACCAGACAUCAGCAUAAAACCUUAUCUUGCACCAGAAUCAUGGAAAUACAUCACUCUUGUAGCAAGACAUGGAGCCAUGCGUCUUGGUGCCUUAUGAUUGAAAUUUUUUGAGGGAGCAUACAUUUGUUACCUUUUCUAACGAGGAAGUCCUCAGUAUUGUAACUUGAACAAUGAAUUUAUUUGUUCAGAUAAAUGUUUUAUGCUUAAAAAAAACUGGCAACUGGAAGAAAUAUUUGCCUUGAUAAACUAGUUUGUUUGCAGCCUGA
Molecule: messenger RNA, 2920 nt
Organism: Carassius carassius (crucian carp)
Lineage: Eukaryota; Metazoa; Chordata; Actinopteri; Cypriniformes; Cyprinidae
Product: AMP deaminase 3-like
Exons: 15
Coding region: 340-2613 (757 amino acids)
Biological process (GO): IMP salvage; AMP metabolic process
Cellular component (GO): cytosol
Molecular function (GO): AMP deaminase activity
Source: RefSeq, a predicted model, not a curated record